UUUGUCAAGCUCAAAAUUAUUUACAAAUCUACUUUGAACGCGUUCGCAAUGGGCACUCCUCGGCUGCCCGUUGUACAAGGUAUAAUACUUGUGCUCCUUGUGGAGUUAGGUUUGGCUGCUGUCAGCGAUACGGAGUGGGACCAGUACAAGGCUAAAUACAACAAGCAGUACAGGAACAGAGAUAGAUACCACCGGGCGCUAUACGAACAGAGAGUCCUGGCGGUGGAGCAGCACAACUGGCUCCAUUCCCAGGGAAAGGUUGGAUUUAAGAUGGCAAUAAACCAGUUCUCCGACACAGAUCAGAGAGUGCUCUUCAGUUAUCGGUCGUCGAUCCCAGCGCCCCUGGAGCCGAGUACUGAUGGCUUUACAAAGACUGCGAACUUCAAGAGGUACGACCAGAUCACCGGAGGAAUCGACUGGCGGCAGUACGGCUAUAUAUCGGCAGUGGGGGACCAGGGCACCGAGUGCCUGAGUUGCUGGGCCUUCUCCACCUCGGGGGUCCUUGAGGCCCAUCUGGCUAAGAAGACCAAGAAACUGGUGCCACUUUCACCAAAGCAUUUAGUGGACUGUGUUCCCUAUCCGAAUAACGGCUGCAGCGGUGGAUGGGUAAGCGUGGCAUUCAAUUACACGAGAGAAUAUGGCAUCGCCACCAAAGAAUCCUAUCCCUAUGAGCCUGAGGCAGGGGAAUGCCUAUGGAACAGCAACAGCAGUGCUGGCACUUUGGCGGGCUACGUCACUCUUAGUAACUACGAUGAAAAGGAGCUGGCGGAGGUGGUAUACAAUAUUGGACCCGUGGCGGUGUCCAUUGACCAUCUCCACGAAGAAUUCGAUCAGUACCUCGGCGGAAUACUUAGUAUACCUGCGUGCAGAUCCUCGAAAAAGGACCUUACCCACUCUGUUCUUGUAGUUGGUUUUGGGACCCAUCCGAAGUGGGGAGACUACUGGGUAAUUAAGAACUCUUAUGGCAUCCAAUGGGGAGAAAGCGGCUAUUUUAGGCUGUCUCGAAACGCCAACAACAUGUGUGGAGUGGCAUCGCUUCCCCAAUAUCCCACGUUUUGAAUAAAAUCUUAGAAGAAUGUGAUAUCACUUAAUUCAUAUCUUCCUCUUAAAUAAAGUACCCAAAAUUAAAUGGUACAGCACGAAAAUUGAAA
This is a messenger RNA of Drosophila teissieri, 1151 nucleotides long. Its product is annotated as procathepsin L. Gene Ontology annotation, biological process: immune response. Gene Ontology annotation, cellular component: lysosome. Gene Ontology annotation, molecular function: cysteine-type endopeptidase activity. The record is from RefSeq and is a predicted model, not a curated record. Lineage: Eukaryota; Metazoa; Arthropoda; Insecta; Diptera; Drosophilidae. The transcript has a single exon. Bases 49 to 1059 code for a protein of 336 amino acids.